This is a messenger RNA of Paramecium tetraurelia, 1800 nucleotides long. RefSeq lists its product as uncharacterized. The transcript has 2 exons. The record is from RefSeq and is a predicted model, not a curated record. Lineage: Eukaryota; Ciliophora; Oligohymenophorea; Peniculida; Parameciidae.
AUGGAAAAUUAUCAAUUUGAUGUUUAAGAUUCCCUUACUCAAAGUAAUGAAUCAACGCCUCAAUGUAAAAUUGAAAUAUUGGAAUAAUUAUAAUUCAUUUCAACUGAAACUCUAUCCCUCAUUAACAUAGAAGAAUCUGACGAAGAGAUGGACAUAGUUAAACAGAAGCAAAGGUAAACACAAAUAUUCGGCAGGAGAGCUUCCAUUCAAGAAUCUCAACAAAGUUCACAAUAAUCAAAUGAGAAUUAUCAUAAUCAAAUUUUAAUCAAGCAAAUUGAUCAGUAAAUUUAAUAAAACAAAUAGCUAGACUAUUAACAAUUAAAGAGAUCCAUGAAAAGGAGUCAAACGGCCUUUAAAAAAGAUUUUGGUCAUUUGGCUAAAUAACACAGAUCUAAAAUAUUUUUGAAGCGAGCCAAUUAGGCAAUCGUCAACAAUUUUGAACAAAUCAGAAAACAAAAAUCAAUUAUCACCUACAAUAUUAACUCUAUCGGAAAAUAACAUUUACGCACUAUCCAAGUCAAAUAUUUCAGAACCAACCUCUCAAAAGUCCUAUUCAUCGAAAAAGAAAUGACAGCCAUUGAAUUCAUUGUACUUGCAUUAAAAGAAUAUAGUCUUGAACGCAGAUUCGAUUAAAAUCUAUACGAAUACAAGAAUUAUACUCUAGCUUAUUAAUUGGAAACCUUGGAAGAUCAAAUGGAAAUGGAUGAGGAUCGCUUCAGAAAACCUAUAUAACGUGCAAAAAGCUUUAUUGAAAAGGAUGAAGAUAACAUUGCUGCUAGAAGAGUCAGUUGCGAUGAAAGAGCAAUCACAUCCUAGGUGGAGUAUUCUUUUGCAGAUAUUGAAGAUAGAACAAUAACUAUUGAUUAUCCAUCUGUUUUAAGUUGUAAACAAGUUGAUAUUGUAGUCAAUUCAACAUGUCAAUUACAAUUUGGCAUAGAUUUACUAACUCUUAAAAAGACUUAUGAAUUAUACCCAUAAUAUAUAAUACUCAUGGUUGAGGAUGCUCAAACUCAGUCUAGUUAAUAAAUUAGUUGUCCCAAUACAUCAACAUUAGAAAAUGUGUUUGAUUUAUUAAACAGUUCAACAAACAAAAAAUCCAAGAAUGACUAUUAUUUAAGAUUGAAAUACCCCUGUAUACACACUGAUAUCAGCCCAUUAUGCUUGACUACACCAAUCAAAGAAUUGCCAAUUCAUUGGUUAAUACUAGAAAAAAAAUAUUCAAUUGAAACUUAGACCCCUGAACUUAUAGAUAUUAGCAAUAAAUUUUCAAAUUUCAAACAACCUAAUUAUAUUGAAGAUGGAUUCUAAUCUUAUAAUCCAUAAGAAUCUCUAUUUAAAAUGGAAUCUAGGAAUUUUUUAUCUUCCAUAUAUUCUUACCAAGAGUAUGAACUGACACAAUUAAAAAGAGAUUAGCAAUAUUAAGUAAUAAUAGGAAUUGAUUAUUUUGACAUUCGAAUCAUCUACAUCAAUUAAUAGAAUAACUUAUCCUAAAAUUAUUCUUUGUUCUAGUAUAUAACAAAUUAUAUUGUAGAUAUGUUCAAGAAUCAUAAGGAAUCUGAGAAAAUUAUUAAAAUAAAGGCUAUUAAAGAAAGUUCUUAAGAUAAAAAGUAAAACAAAUUUUAUAUCACAUACAAGAAUUCUGUUCGAAAUUUUAAAUAAUUAUGCUUUAUUCCAUAAUAAAGUAAUGAUAAAAGAACAUAAGCUAAAUUAAAUAAAUAAUUUUUUGAAAUUUAUUAAAAAUUAGAUAAAUUAUUAGCAAUUAGGAAGAAUCAAUUAGGAAUCUAUGAAGCAUUAUAGUGA